AUGCUCAGCUCUGUUCGUACUAGCGAAUGCAAGUGUCGAGAUACCGGCAAGCACUUAAAGGGAUUCAAGUGCAAUACUGACAUCCAAGACAAGCACAAGCUGCGCCGUGAAGAAGGCCAGAUUCGUUCCUGGAACUGUUGCGGCGUCGGUGGUGGAAAUCCUGUCACUGCCGUAAGGACUGGCCUAGGUGAGGAUCGAAUACCGUUGUCAUUUUCCAGUCGAUAUGGAUUAGCCUUCUUUACAGAAGGCGGAAUACCAUCUUCCGGCCAGAUUCGUUCCUGGAACUGUUGCGGCGUCGGUGGUGGAAAUCCUGUCACUGCCGUAAGGACUGGCCUAGGUGAGGAUCGAAUACCGUUGUCAUUUUCCAGUCGAUAUGGAUUAGCCUUCUUUACAGAAGGCGGAAUACCAUCUUCCGGCCAGAUUCGUUCCUGGAACUGUUGCGGCGUCGGUGGUGGAAAUCCUGUCACUGCCGUAAGGACUGGCCUAGGUGAGGAUCGAAUACCGUUGUCAUUUUCCAGUCGAUAUGGAUUAGCCUUCAUUACAGAAGGCGGAAUACCAUCUUCCGGCCAGAUUCGUUCCUGGAACUGUUGCGGCGUCGGUGGUGGAAAUCCUGUCACUGCCGUAAGGACUGGCCUAGGUGAGGAUCGAAUACCGUUGUCAUUUUCCAGUCGAUAUGGAUUAGCCUUCAUUACAGAAGGCGGAAUACCAUCUUCCGGCCAGAUUCGUUCCUGGAACUGUUGCGGCGUCGGUGGUGGAAAUCCUGUCACUGCCGUAAGGACUGGCCUAGGUGAGGAUCGAAUACCGUUGUCAUUUUCCAGUCGAUAUGGAUUAGCCUUCUUUACAGAAGGCGGAAUACCAUCUUCCGGCCAGAUUCGUUCCUGGAACUGUUGCGGCGUCGGUGGUGGAUAUCCUGUCACUGUCGUAAGGACUGGCCUAGGUGAGGAUCGAAUACCGUUGUCCUUUUCCAGUCGAUAGGGAUUGGCCUUAUCGUCAACUUGGUGUGAUUGUGCUUCACGGCGGUAUAAAGUUUCGUCGCCGAGCAUCUCUUCCAGUUUUUUUAUAAUUUCGUUUGAAUCCUGAAGUGCGUCCCGGAGCUCCAGCAUUUCAAAUUGUGCUUUCUUUAGAUCUUUAGACAUAAAGGAGCCUCUCCAUUCCAAUUCAGCAAUGCGUUGUUCUAGUAAUUGGAGCUGAUUCACAAAAGCUGGGGAUUGAGUCUCUUGUGACAUUACUGAAUUUAGAGGUCCAUUUUGACGAAUUGGUUCAUUACGGCUGUCACCUUUGGCAAAGGGACUUGCUGGCGUAAUUGCUGGUUUUGAUUGUAACGAAUUCCGGGGAAUUCGCUGGUUGUUUAGUGCACGCAGUUCGUGUUCAAGUGCCUCUGCCUCCAGAUAAAGCUGUGAAGCAGUGCGAUGGUU
Daphnia magna is the source of this 1415-nucleotide messenger RNA. RefSeq lists its product as uncharacterized. The record is from RefSeq and is a predicted model, not a curated record. The transcript is spliced from 8 exons. NCBI's taxonomy places the organism in Eukaryota, Metazoa, Arthropoda, Branchiopoda, Diplostraca, Daphniidae. The coding region runs from base 1 to 975 and encodes 324 amino acids.